This is a messenger RNA of Suillus clintonianus, 789 nucleotides long. RefSeq names its product amino acid permease-domain-containing protein. Bases 1 to 789 code for a protein of 262 amino acids. Gene Ontology annotation, biological process: amino acid transmembrane transport. Gene Ontology annotation, molecular function: L-amino acid transmembrane transporter activity. NCBI's taxonomy places the organism in Eukaryota, Fungi, Basidiomycota, Agaricomycetes, Boletales, Suillaceae. Gene Ontology annotation, cellular component: membrane. The transcript has 11 exons. The record is from RefSeq and is a predicted model, not a curated record.
AUGCAGACACUCAAGAUCGCAGGCCCGCUCGGUCUUGGUAUUUGCGCGGUUUUGUACUUGCUUACGAACGUUGCCUAUUUCGCAGCUGCGACCAAAACCAAGAUCGAAAAAUCUGGUGUCACUGUCGCUGUGGUGUUUUUCGGGAACGUCUUUGGUUCUGUCGUGGAGUGUGCGCUUUCGGUUUUCAUUGCUCUCAGUGCUCUUGGAAAUGUUAUUACUGUGACUUUUGCUGCGUCGCGAGUAAACCAGGGAAGGAUACCCCUACCAUUCGGAAACAAAUUCUGGGCUUCAAACUGGCCCGCAGGGAAGUCACCACUCCCUGGGUUGAUCAUCCACUUGAUACCCUCUGGUCUAUUCUAUCUGAGAUGGAAAAAGCCAGAUAUUAUUCGGCCGUUCAAAGUAUGGUGGCCUCUCGCCGUAUUCUUCUUGGGUGCUGCCUCCUUCCCUCCCUUCCUGAAACCAACCAACGGCGUCGGCGACACCCCACCGCUACCAUAUUACCUGUACUGCCUCGUCGGCAUCGCCCUCAUGUUUGCAGGCAUGUUCUACUGGGUUGCAUGGCGAAUCUUGUUGCCCAAGGUAUUUGGGUAUGAGCUUGUACCGAGGAAGGAGAGGUUGGAUGAUGGGACUGUUGUCACUGUGGUUGCUCACGGAUCCUACUUCGCAGUUUUCAAACAAGAAGAUCCAGUGAAUCGAGCGUUGAUCGGAAGUGAUAAUAAGCUGGUCUUGAAAUAUAAAUGUGGGACUGUACAUGUAUCCGAGGUUGCCAUCAGGGAUGUGGAACCCUGA